This is a messenger RNA of Peronospora matthiolae, 294 nucleotides long. The record is from the annotation of a GenBank genome assembly. Lineage: Eukaryota; Oomycota; Peronosporomycetes; Peronosporales; Peronosporaceae.
AUGUCUAUUUCAACGCUGGACUUGGAGCUCGGACGCAUAAAUGACCUGCCAUAUGGCCACUGCCGUGAGCAAGCGUACGCGCUCAUACGUGCCAGUGUCUUCACUUCUGUCCAUCGGCUCAGAGAGCUGCAAGCUGAAGAGGCAGUAGCUGAAGGGUACCAUGGUGUUAGAAUAAACACCGUGGCAGCUGACCUUCAACUUAUGCGGCACGAGAUUGCCGCCGUAUCAUUGGCAUUCCACAGCGCAGUCCCAAGUUCCCGUCAAGCGAAGCGAUUGUCGGGCCUUGCGCAAUGA